UACAAGUGUCAGUCUUUAAAGUCAGAAUUGUGUGCCGUUUGGUGAAGACAUGGAGGUAAUUGAAUCAUGCUCUAAUACAAUCUUGAUAAAGUUGUAGCUCCCUUUUUAACUGUCAUCAAUCAAUGUAAGAACAGCCAUAACAAAAGAUGUCAAUUUAAGGGAAUGAAAUUAUUGUGACAACAACACCUAGCAAUGUUACCGAUAUUUCAUUACCACAAUUGUCUUGAUAUACCAGUUUACAAAUUUUUACAAAUUUAUCCUAGAUUCAGGAAAAGUUAACCGAUUGAGCCUAACGAUGCGUAUUGAACAAAUGAUUUUUAAGAAUCGUGAUAGAUAGGUCAUUUCCAAAAUUGGUAUAAUGGUAAUUGGUAUAAUGGUUGUCAAAGUGUUAGGAUAAUCUAUUUUAUAUACUGAGAUCUUUUGUCAACAAAAUCUUUUUAUUCACACAGGCGAAAGGAAAAUAAAGAUGACGGAAAGUUUAAUAAAUGAAUGGUUAGCAGAUUGUGCAGAUGUAUCAUCAUCGGAACUCCAUACUUUUGCAACUACUUUAUCGCAAGACAAUGAAAUAGUCAGAGCUCUUUAUGUACUCUUGGAAGAACGUAGUAAAUAUAGUCAGUUGAUGGAUAUAGUAUGUGAUCAAUUAUACAAUUUUUAUCGUUCUCGAGAAACAGAAUUACAAAGAUUUACCUUGCAAUUUUUGCCAACAUUAGUAUAUAUUUACUUAAAUUCUGCAGCUCAUGGUGAUAUUAAGAAUUGUCGGUCUGUAGAAACAUUAUUAAUUGGUUUGUAUAAUCUAGAGAUAGUGGAUAAAUCUGGACAACAAAAAGCAAUUUCUUUUAGACUACCUUCACUUGCUAUGCUUUCCAUAUUUCAUGAGCCUGCAAGUUUAGCACCUGCAUCUUUAACCGAGAGUGCAGUGCGUAGAUUUGAAGAAUGUAAUACAAAACUCGUUAGUUGGGGUCCACUGCAACAAGUUGAAACACUAAAUGCUCAGAAUAGAUUAAAAGUUAUGACUGCUCUUCUUUUUAUCUACAAUCAACAACUCGGUUAUAUAAAUAAAUUCGCGUUAGAGCAAUUAUGCAAAGUUGCUACCAAACUCGUCACUCAAGGAUUUAUGAAGCCUGGACAUCAUCAACGAUCUUCGUACGGAAGCGAGUCUAGUUUUGUUCCAAGACUUUUACCACGUAUUCCCGUAUCGAGUCAAUUUCUGCUUGAAUUUUUGCACGCUGUAUAUUUUGCUAUGUAUAAUGAUUGUUGGUAUUUAGGAACACAAGCAGUAGAAGAUAUUCAUAAUCGAGCAUGUUAUGAGACAUAUCCAGAUGUUAUGCUUGUCACCAAUGCUAUACGUAAUUCCGCCAGUACUGGACCAUCAGGUCAACCUAGUGAUGGACCAAUUGGCAUUAGUGUUGCAUUAUCGCCAGCAACUGCAACUGCUACGGUGUCCAAAUCGAUGAUCACAAAUGCUUCGUUCCGGACCAAAAAAUUACCAGGUAUAUUUUUCAUUUUAAUUGAACUUUGCGUCAUAAUCUAACAAAUUAUGUCCAGACAUUUUACUUAUGUUUGUUUUUUUAAAUAUUUUAUGCACAAUACGGAAACUAUUUUUUAUUAGAUUAAUUACAAAUAUCCAGCAUGUCAGUUGUUGUAUAGCAAUUACUAAUUAGUAUGCACUAAGACAAAACAAAAGUUUCUUAAUUUGGAAAAUUUUCUUAAAGUUGGAAACCAAAUUUAAAUGUGUUAGUAUAUAUGAAAUACUAAUAUUAACAGCAUAAAGAAUGCAUGAAUAUAGUGAUACAAGUAUAUAAAUCAUAUUAUAAAUAAAUGGUAGUAAUUGUAGUUAUUUUUCUAAAUAUUUUUUAGUUUACAUUCUUGUAUUAUAA
Messenger RNA from Heterotrigona itama, 1877 nucleotides. Lineage: Eukaryota; Metazoa; Arthropoda; Insecta; Hymenoptera; Apidae. The record is from the annotation of a GenBank genome assembly.